This is a messenger RNA of Strigops habroptila (Kakapo), 2861 nucleotides long. RefSeq names its product synapsin II (gene SYN2). The record is from RefSeq and is a predicted model, not a curated record. NCBI's taxonomy places the organism in Eukaryota, Metazoa, Chordata, Aves, Psittaciformes, Psittacidae. The transcript has 13 exons. Bases 182 to 1963 code for a protein of 593 amino acids. Gene Ontology annotation, biological process: neurotransmitter secretion. Gene Ontology annotation, cellular component: synaptic vesicle membrane; synaptic vesicle. Gene Ontology annotation, molecular function: ATP binding.
GCGCGCGCGGCCGCCCCCUAAAGGCAGUCCGUGAGGCGGCGGUGCCCGCGCCGUGAGGGGACGGCAGCGCCUCCCGCCGCGGCCGGCAGUGGGGCUGCGACCGAGCCCGGCUGCGGACCGCUCCUCCCGCCGCGCCGCGCCCGCUCCUCGCCUCAGCCUCGCCUUCCCCUCGCCCGGCCAAAUGAUGAACUUUCUGCGGCGCAGGCUCUCGGACAGCAGCUUCAUCGCCAACCUGCCCAAUGGCUACAUGACUGACCUGCAGCGGCCGGAGCCGCAGCAGCCGCCGCCGCCGCCUCCCUCAGCAUCCUCGGCCCCUGCCUCAGCCUCUCCGGCCGCCGAGCGCCGGCAGCCGCCGCAGCCGGCGCCCCCCCAGCAGCCGCCGCAGCAGCCGCCGCCUCAGCAGUCCACGGGCAGCAGCUUCUUCAGCUCCCUCUCCAACGCCGUGAAGCAGACGGCGGCCUCGGCCGGGCUGGUGGAUCCCUCCUCCGCCGUCUCCUCGGUUACCGGCAGAAAGUUCAAGCUGCUCCUGGUCAUCGACGAGCCGCACACGGACUGGGCCAAGGCUUUUCGUGGAAAAAAGGUCCAUGGAGAAUAUGACAUAAAGGUUGAACAGGCAGAAUUUUCAGAGAUCAACUUGAUAGCCCAUGCUGAUGGCAAUUAUGCAGUAGAUAUCCAAGUAUUUCGAAAUGGCACUAAAGUUGUCAGGUCCUUCAGGCCUGAUUUUGUCCUGGUUCGACAGCAUUCGUUCAGCAUGGCAGAAAAUGAAGACUUCCGUAACCUGAUCAUUGGGAUGCAGUACGCUGGCAUCCCCAGUGUCAACUCCCUGGAGUCCAUCUACAACUUCUGUGACAAGCCAUGGGUGUUUGCCCAGCUGGUGUCUGUCUACAAAACUUUGGGUCCAGAGAAGUUCCCUUUAAUCGAGCAAACCUUCUAUCCAAAUCACAAGGAAAUGCUAACAAUGCCAACAUUUCCUGUUGUUGUGAAGAUUGGACAUGCUCAUUCAGGCAUGGGAAAGAUCAAGGUAGAAAACCACUACGAUUUUCAGGACAUAGCCAGCGUGGUAGCACUUACUCAGACCUACGCCACUACUGAACCCUUCAUAGACUCCAAAUAUGACAUCAGGAUCCAAAAGAUAGGCAGUAACUACAAAGCAUACAUGAGAACUUCCAUAUCCGGAAACUGGAAGACAAACACGGGCUCUGCAAUGCUGGAACAAAUUGCUAUGUCAGAUAAGUACAAGCUUUGGGUUGACACCUGUUCUGAAAUAUUUGGUGGUUUGGACAUCUGUGCUGUUAAAGCUGUCCAUGGAAAGGAUGGAAAAGAUUAUAUUUUUGAGGUCAUGGACUGUGCAAUGCCUCUGAUUGGUGAGCACCAGACUGAAGACCGGCAACAUAUAACUGAACUAGUCGUAAGCAAAAUGAACCAAAUGUUGUCCAAAACUCCUAUACCAUCUCCUCAGAGACCCACUGCCACUCAGCAGCCCCAGAGUGGAUCACUAAAGGAGCCAGAGCCAACCAAAAUCCCACCUCAGCGACCACCACCUCAAGGGGGCCCAGUGCAACCCCAAGGAAUGCAAUCACAAAGCCAGGAGCCAUUGCAGCCCCAGCGCAUGUACCCCCCUGGGCAGGCAGCAAAGCCCUCGGCUUCCCAGCCCCAGCGUCCGCCCGGACCUACAACUCAGCAGCCACGUCCCCAGGCUCAAGGUCCUGCCAGCACCCGAUUAUCAAAGGAAGCAGAGCCACAGCCACAGCCAGCUCCACCUCCUGCUCCACAGCCUGCUCCACAGCCUGCUCCACAACAGAAGCCUCAGUCUCAUCCCCAGCUGAACAAGUCGCAGUCUUUGACAAAUGCCUUCAGUUUCACAGAAUCAUCCUUCUUCCGAUCGUCUGUGAAUGAAGAUGAAGCAAAAGCUGAAACUAUUCGAAACUUGAGGAAAUCCUUUGCUAGCCUUUUUUCUGAUUAGCCAGCUCCAUCUGAACGCACCCAGCAUAUAGUCUCAAAACUCUGUGGAUGUUGCCUCGGUUUUGUUUUCCCUGUGGCAGUACCUUUCUCUACUGUGCUAACUGUUGUAUUAAGCAAUAUGUUAAACUUACAGGAAAAAAAGUUAGAAAAAUAGAAGAAGGACUGAUGAGAUACCAUUCAGGAACAUGUAGAAAGGUCUAGGAAGAAGGAAGGGUUCUAUUGCUAACACAGAAUGCUGAAUUCUAAGGUCCUUAUCCAUUGUAAUAUUGUGGCCUUACUGUGACUGAACUAUAUAAUCCUAUUUGAGACUCCUUUGUAGAACUGUGUUAAUAAAGCACUGAGUGAUGGGGUUCUCCUUGCUUUAACCAUUCCCAAUGCAUUGCAAUGCAUGUGUAUUUUGUGUGUAAAUGUUUUGUACUGCUAAAGUAUAGUCUUGACUUGUUCUUGCCUCCCAAAUUCAGGAGGCAAUUCACACUGACAUUCUUGUCAAGCCACAGAAAUAAUGUGAGAAAUUGAAGCAGUUUCUUCCUCCUUAUACAAUCUUCCCAUCAGCUGGUUGUAGACUUCUGAUGUAUUGCUGAGAGUUACCAGUACACUAACUUAAUGUCAUAAAUAGAGUAUAUAUGUACUACUGUAUCUCCAUAUGUCUAUUUAAAUUUAUUUCCAAAUUGUAACCAUAACUGGGUUUAGUUGCAAAGAAUAUGCAUGAUGUUACCCUUAUUUUUGUGAACACCUUCUAAUAAAUGUAAAGUCCCAUGCCUGAUUUAAAGAUAUGUCUUCUACAAAGCUUGUUUCAACAUCACUAUAUAUUGUCUAUUUUGACUGGUAUCAAAGAGUAGCUUUAUGAUUAUAAAAUAUUUGGACACAAACCACAACUAUAAGAAAAUAAACUAUCACAA